Molecule: messenger RNA, 3742 nt
Organism: Cydia pomonella (codling moth)
Lineage: Eukaryota; Metazoa; Arthropoda; Insecta; Lepidoptera; Tortricidae
Gene: kel
Product: ring canal kelch homolog
Exons: 16
Coding region: 1669-3534 (621 amino acids)
Molecular function (GO): protein binding
Source: RefSeq, a predicted model, not a curated record
AUUGCAAUCCCUAAUCGGAUACCAGGAAGUUCAGGUGCAUUUUUAAGUUAAUAAGAUGUGAAACAAGCAUAAUAUCUAUAUACUUAGGCUAUAUACAUAUGUAAUUAUGUAGGUACAUACACUACAUACUCUUAAUACAAACAAAUGUGGAAACGGACGUGUAAAUUGCGGUUAAUAUGGUACUAUACAAGGUGCUCGUGAGCAUUGCGAGACAUUGUAACUAAUCAUUCCUGGUAAUAUUUAGAAACUAAAAUGUCGUAUAAAAUUUUCUGGAUUAGGCCUAGUUUCAGAGAUAAUUUAAUGUUUUUCGAAAUCGUUCUUUCGCCAUAAGUCGGUACAAAAUACAUUUAUGACUGCGGUAUUGCCACUUUGAGGUCUAGUCUGGACAUACCUAUUGAUUGACAUCGAAAAAUUAAAAAAAUGUAUUUGAGAGGCUACCCCCAAAUAAAAAAACUUUUUAGUUAAUUUUAGGGUGUACAGGAGUGUUCAAAAAAGGGAAAAAAAUAUCAAAGAAAAAAAUUUUUUUUGUCGAAUUUCACGAAAAGUCAUAUAACAUUUUUUGCUUCUGUUGCCAUCAGGAAUGCACCAUUAAAAUCUCUCGCAAUGCUCACGGGCACCUUGUAUAACCACUAUUGAUCUACUCCGAUCCGACACCGGCCCAGGAAGGCGAGGGUUCCCUGGCCAAUGGCGAUGCAUCCAUGCAAAUGUGCAAUAUCCGCAUCCGCCCGGACUCGCUGCAACUGCAGACCGCAAACACGGAUUCACGGACAUAUGGACAGGCACCGAUGUAGGUAUGUAUUGGAUUGGUAAUAUCGGCAUAGAGACGAAGGUACAUUGCAUAAUUACAUAUUGUAAAUAUAUCUCGCUUUCUAUGUGUAGGUACUGUUGCACAUCUAGUCUAGUCUAGGCCCAAGAAAAUAAGGAAAUUACUCGCUCAUUGUAGUCAAUCGCUACUUGCUUCUCACAAUUCGUCGGCGGUAGGACAGUAGCGAUGUCAUGUUUGUGUAGGUUUACUUUUUAAUUCUUACUUGCCGGGACUAACUGGGGUGCUGUAUCUAUUUAUUAUCGCACAAUUACACAAAUGAAAAACUAAUUUAUUCUAAUAAACUUUUUGAGUACCGCGCCAUCUCUGGUUAUCAUUUAAAACUACUUCCAUGACAUCAAAGCUGUCAAGGUGACACUAGCUGUCGUGUGAUUGAAUGAAGUCCCUAUUGAUAUCGAGUCCCUAGAUGGCGCUCAAGAAAAUCAGUUUAAUUUUAUUUAUUAUGAUUCACUAAAUUAUAUUAUAAAGAAUAAUGUCAACAAUGUAUUUUUGUACGUACUUGUGUAUUAGAAUGAUAGAAAAAAACAGAAUUCAUAAAUUUCUGGUUACGAAAAUCGAUUCUUCAGUUGUCAAACAAACAGCUAACUGUCAAUGAUUUGCGAAAUGUCAAAGUUGACAAAACAAACUCAGCAUUAAAUCGAACCGUCGAUCGUGUGCUUUUGAGAAGUUUUGCGAACAGUAAAUUACAUUUAUAAGCUAAAAUCUGUUAUAAUUAGUCAAUAACAAGUGAAAUAGUGUGCUGAUGAAGUGAUAUUGUGUAGUUGUAGAGUUUUAAGUCAGCUGGCGCGCUGGACGACCCGGAGCGUGAGGGGCCCGCGGAGGCGGAACAGGAGGCCUGGAGACACAUGCGUGCCAUGGACGUCGACAGGCAAAUGGCAGCCGAGGAGAGCAGCGCAGUGGAAGGGGACGGGGACAGGGGCCGCUACAGCCUGAUGGUCCGCUGCGCGUCGCAGUCAUCGCUGGAUGAAUGUUCUCAGCGCGCAGAAGCGGCGGGCGGCGCACGCGCUGCGCAUGCUACGCGUUUAUUGGACGCUCUCGCGCGCCUGCGUAGUGAUGACGCGCUUUGCGAUGUUCGGUUGAGGGCUUGCGCGGAAGGUGGCGCGGGGGACGCCGAGGACGAAGGCGUGGGCGCGCACCGCGCAGUGCUCGCCGCCAGCUCGCCCUACUUCCGAGCCAUGUUCACACAGUUCGACGAGAGGACGAUGCCCACUAUCACCAUCCAGAAUGUGGAACCGGAAGCUUUGCAAGCCAUCGUUGAUUACGUGUACAACCCUGAUUCCUUGAUCAUCAACGAGGACAACGUUCAGAGCAUUCUCUCAGCAGCCUCUCUCCUCCAAGUGCUCGGCGCUCGCGCAGCCUGCUGCUCGUUCCUAGCUGCGGCACUGGCCCCAGAUAAUGCCCUGGGCAUCCGCGCCUUCGCCGAGCUCCAUGCUUGCUCGGAACUGGCUCAAGCUGCUGACAGAUUCCUGGACCGACACUUCCUCCAGGUUCUCGAACAAGACGAGUUUCUCGGUCUCUCAGCAGAAACACUCGCCCGCCUAUUAGACAGUGACCGUAUUGCGGCGCCUGAUGAAGAAGUCAUCCUGGAUGCUGUGUUACGGUGGAUGAGACAUGAACCUGAAACGAGGCGCGCACACCUGGGCACUUUACUAGCGCACGUGCGCUUACCCUUACUGCCGCAGGACGUGCUGGUGGCGCGCGCCGCCGCCGAGCCGCUCGCGUCCGCCGGCGUGCAGGUGAAGGACCUGGUGAUCGAGGCGCUGUCGUUCCACCUGAUGCGGCCGGAGCGGCGCGCGGCGGCGGCGGCGGCGUGCGCGCGCGCCCGGCCGCGCCGCCCGCCCCGCGCGCCGCGCGCGCUGCUCGUCGUGGGCGGCCAGGCGCCCAAGGCGGUCCGGGAGGUGGAGGCGUUCCACCUGGAGUGCGGGCGCUGGCGCGCGUGCGCGGCGCUGCCCUCGCGCCGCUGCCGCGCCGGGCUCGCCGUGCUCGACCACCAGGUGCUCGCCGUCGGCGGCUUCAACGGUACUCUCCGCGUGCGCAGCGUGGACGUGUACUGCCCGGCGACGGACGCGUGGAGCGCGGGCCCGGCGCUGUGCUGCCGCCGCUCCACGCUGGGCGUGUGCGUCGUGGACCGGACGGUCUACGCGGUCGGCGGGUUCGACGGCACAUCCGGCCUCAGCUCAGCAGAAGUCCUAAAGCCCGGCGCGGCCGAGUGGCGGCCGAUAGCCAGCAUGAGCACCCGGCGGUCCUCGGUCGGGGUCGGCGUGCUGGCCGGCCAGGUGUACGCCGUCGGGGGCUACGACGGCGCCGCCAGGCAAUGUCUGCACUCGGUGGAGAGAUACGACCCAGCGACGGACACUUGGGAGCCGAUCGCGGACAUGUCGGCGCGGCGCUCCGGCGCCGGCGUCGGCGUCGUCAACGGCGCGCUGUACGCCGUCGGCGGACACGACGGGCCCGCCGUGCGCCGCUCCGUCGAGCGCUGGAGCGAGACGGCAGGGACGUGGUCGGCCGUGGCGCCGAUGGCGCACGCGCGGCGCAACGCCGGCGUCGUGGCGCACGAGGGCCGCCUGUACGUGGUCGGCGGCGACGACGGCGCCGCCAACUUGGCUUCCGUCGAAGUGUACGAUCCCGCCACCGACAGUUGGAGUUUGCUGCCGGCGCCGAUGGCGCUGGGCAGGAGCUACGCGGGCGUGUGCGUGGUGGAGCGCGCCUGACCCGCGCCCGCGCCCGCUCCCGCCGCCGCCUCCGCCACCGCCACCGCUCCCGCCACGCGCGUUCAGCCUACUUAUGCCAACGUGGUGGUGAGCGGCGCGGUGGGGGCUGCGGGGGGCGCGGGGAGCGCGGGGGGCGCGGGGAGUCAGGGGGGCGCGGGGACGGCGAGGUGGCGGCCGCUAUACGUGCAGCGGCUACACAGGGCCGAGG